CGAGGACCAGGUCUCUGCCAUCUCCUUGUCUUGGAACAACCGUCUCCUUGCAAGUGUAUCAUGGGAUAAAACAGCGCGUCUAUGGAAUCUCGAUACCAACCUCCCAGUCGGACCUCCCCUCCAGCACCAAAAUGAUUUGAGUUCUGCAGCCCUUUCCCCAGAUGGAAAGGUGCUCGUCACUGCUUGCGAAAACAGAAACGCGUACACAUGGGACGUUCACGCCAUCCUCCGAGAAGCUGGCAUGGAAGACCUACUUUCUACUGGUACCAAUAUUAUGGCAUCUCGAGAUAAUGAUUCUGAUUUAGGAAUACAGCACACACCCUGCUCUUCGCUCAACGACCAGUCAUUUUUGGAAGUUGAUGCUACGCGGUGUCCCGGCCAGUUUGGUGGUCUUGACGAACUCUUUUUUAAUGGCAUGGAAGCCGAUGUUGAGUCAUCCUCAAUGGGUGGUGCGCACCCUCAUUCCUCUGUAAAUGCACUUCUUGCUCGCCUGUCGUCAUUUGUUCACCGCUCUUCACCUGAAAAUGAUGCACCAGACGCAGUCCAGCAAAAAUAUACGCCUUCGCUGCUAGAUCCACGUGUUCUCCUGGCUCGCCUUGGCUCACUUUUCCCCCAAUCUCAACUCAGCACAGGCGAAGCAAACGAACCACAUCUCACAACCCCUUUGAGUUCGCAUCUAGAUCCACCCAUCAUCCGGCUAUCCUCACUCUUCCGCUCUCAACCCCACACCGAUGAAGAAAUUGGACUCGCACAACGCCCAAGCUGUCAUCGUGUUGUCGAGGUGGCUGCAAUACGGGACAAGCAGUCUUUGGUUGUCGCUCGGGGGCCAAAUUUCAUGAAAGCAAAACGAGCAUAUGAUGAGCAACAAACGCAAUUGCACGGCCCAGCCCAUGCGUCGUCAUCGCACACUCAACCUGCCAGUGCCUCAACAUCUGCGACACCUUCUGCUCCAGGUACAACAGUCACACAACCACCAUACAUUCCAUGGUGGGCUCAGAUCGUACUGUUUCUCUGCUGUGCAUCUUCACCACAUGCCAAUGGUCGUUAACGCAGCCAGCAUUGCAGCAUUUUAUAGCAUACCAUCAAUCUUGUUUUCUCGUCGUGAGACUUGUGCAGUGUGUUGAGCUUGAUAAUGUCAAUAGCUGAUUCGCUCGUUUUCCUGUCUCUUUUUCCUUUUAUUUUCAGACAGAGGCGAUUUAGUAGAAGUUUGCUACACGCUUCUCUCUCUGGGCAGUGUACCUUCUGGACGG
This is a messenger RNA of Suillus discolor, 1250 nucleotides long. RefSeq lists its product as uncharacterized. Lineage: Eukaryota; Fungi; Basidiomycota; Agaricomycetes; Boletales; Suillaceae. The transcript has 6 exons. The record is from RefSeq and is a predicted model, not a curated record. Bases 242 to 1048 code for a protein of 268 amino acids.